Molecule: messenger RNA, 2161 nt
Organism: Clupea harengus (Atlantic herring)
Lineage: Eukaryota; Metazoa; Chordata; Actinopteri; Clupeiformes; Clupeidae
Gene: rlbp1a
Product: retinaldehyde binding protein 1a
Cellular component (GO): membrane
Molecular function (GO): phosphatidylinositol bisphosphate binding
Source: RefSeq, a predicted model, not a curated record
UCCUCCCCUCUCCUCUCCUCUUUGCACAGAGCCCCCGCUGUCCUCCCCCCAGAGUCUCUCUUUUUCUCUUUCUCUAUUUAUCUCUCUCUCACUCCUGCCUAGCCUGCAGUGCUCCAGCGUCGCCACAUCAAGGUUUGAGUCUGUCUAAGGAGCUGAGAGCAUGGCUGCUACUGGGACGUUCCGCAUGGUGUCGGAGGAAGAGCAGGCUAUGAGGGCCAAACUGGAGCACCUGACGGUGAAAGACCACGGCCCCGUCUAUGGCCCCUGCAAGAAGCUGCCGGAGCAUACAAUUCAGAAGGCUAAGGAUGAGCUAAACGAGACUCCGGAGAGACGCGUGUCCGCUUUGAAGGAGCUGCGAGCCCUGAUGAAGGAGAAGGCUGGAGAGGGAGACGACCUGCCCAAGGCCGUGCAGGAGAAGUUCGGGGACAAACCCGACUCUUUCCUCCUGAGGUUCAUCCGGGCGCGCAAGUUUGACGUGGGUCGAUCUCACGAACUCAUGAAAGGUUAUGUGAAGUUCCGUAGGGACUACCCUGAGCUGUUUGAGAACAUGACCCCUGAGGCUGUGCGCAGCACCAUCGAGGCCGGGUACCCUCGCAUCCUUUCCACCCGGGACUGCUACGGUCGCGCCGUGCUGCUCUUCAACAUCGAGAACUGGGACCUGGAGGAGGUCACCUUUGACGAGGUGCUGCGUGCCUACUGUGUUAUCCUGGAGAAGCUUCUGGAAAACGAGGAGACGCAGAUCAACGGCUUCUGCCUGAUUGAGAACUUCAAGGGCUUCACCAUGCAGCACGCCUCCGGCAUCAAACACACUGAGCUGAAGAAGAUGGUGGACAUGAUGCAGGACUCCUUCCCUGCUCGUUUCAAGGCGGUGCACGUGGUCCAUCAGCCCUGGUACUUCACCACCACCUACAACGUCGUCAAGCCCUUCAUGAAGAGCAAGCUGCUGGAGAGGGUGUUUGUCCAUGGGGAGGACCUCGAUGGCUACUUUAAGGAGUUCGACCCCGAGAUACUCCCCGCAGACUUUGGCGGCAAAGGCUCCGACUGUGACGGCAAGGCCACCGCCGUGAAGCUGUUCGGCUCCGAGGAUACCGCCCUCUAACCUCCUGACCUCUGUCGCCACAGGAACACCCACUCUGACUCCCACGGGAAUACAGGAAAGUUCUAGGAAUGUUGUUGUAGGGGGAACCAGGAAGAAAGGUUUUAAACACGGGGCGGGUUGGUCGUAUUAAAAGUAAUCACUGGCUAAAGUAAGUAUUGUACAAAAGCGAGUCAUCUAGUCAUCAGGGUGAGUUUUAGAGGUCUUUCUAAUAAAAAAAAAACGUCAACACACCACGAUUACACAGCAGACCCUCUGACGAUGUGCAGAGGGAAACGCCUGGCGAAGACGAGACAGAGGUCAACCGUGUUACAAACUCCAACAUUUUGUUCAUUAUUUUUCCAGGUCUUUGUUUUGCCUUAUUUACGUAUUUACAGGUAUAUUCUAGACUAAAGCCUCAGACUGAGUCUGUAUUGACUGAGUUAAAGAGUAGAGAUGUAGUGUAAUCAUGUGUACAACUAUGAGACUAAGUGCUUAGCUAAAGAGGGGACAAAAGCACUGACCCACCACCGGGGGCUGAGGCCAACCGUAUGGAAACCUCCUAUACCUGAAUGAAUCUCAUACACAUACUGGAGAUGGCAUUAUGGUAAUGCGCUAUUAAAUGUUUCCUUAAUACACUCCAGUAGGACACUAUUAAAUGUUUUCUCACUCACUUUAGACCAGUUUUUAAACACACACACACACUCACAAACUCAAGAGGUUUCCCUCUUGUUUUCCAGAAACAGCCAUACUUCCCUCUCACUGAUGCCACUGUCACAUUGGCAAUAAUGAAAAAUAUUAGAAAAACUUUUAUUUCAUGUGGAAGUCUGCUUCCUGUUUCCUGUGCUGGGCUGAGCUGUACUAUAACCGGGUCCUUCCCAGGAGUCUCUUUCUCAAGACCCUGGCACCAGAGGGGACCCAGCCGACCCAGGGGUCUCCAGUGGACUUCCUCGUUCUAGAGAGCAGUUUGUCACUAGAAAUAUUUUCCGCCAGUUGUGCUGUACUUCAUUUGUAUUGAUUGUAGGUCUCCUCCUGUAGUUUGACAGUGAGCUGUAACAUUUUCAAUAAAAUAUGUGCAAACUGAAA